Danio rerio (zebrafish) is the source of this 3980-nucleotide messenger RNA. It is a transcript of the gene pdzk1ip1, whose product is annotated as PDZK1 interacting protein 1. Gene Ontology annotation, cellular component: membrane. The record is from RefSeq and is marked provisional. Lineage: Eukaryota; Metazoa; Chordata; Actinopteri; Cypriniformes; Danionidae.
CAGAUUCGAGCACUGAAUUGUUAUUGCGCAUUUAAAGAGGAAUUAAACAUGGGAAAACCAGUCUCUGUGUUUUACUGGUUUCUGCUCACAUUGGGACUUGUUGCGGCUCAAGCAGAGACUGCGGGGCGAGCUUUGCCCAAUUGGCUGACGGGAAUCAUCGCGGUCGCCGUGUUCCUCUUUCUCGUCUUCAUCUCCUUCCUUGUAAACAAAGCCUGGUGUAACAACCCAAGCCAACCAGAAGCAGUCAUACCGAAUGCAUACGCCAUGACUAAUGGAUCAUCAAUCCAUGAAACCAGUCUUGACGCAGUCAGGAGCGGUGAUGGUCCUAACACGUAUGAGAAUGUAAUCGUUCACCAGACUGAAGAAAAAGUCACUGCAAUGUAAUUUCAAGGAAAUGUCAGUGUCAGCACAAUGCUAAACUUAAUUCUGUUGUAAACGGUUAUAAUUUUAAUAGCCGACACAGCUUUUCUUUUUGUACCAAAGGUGAUUUUUGUUGAUUUACAAAUCGACUAAACACUAACUUAUUAAUUCUAGAGGGCGUCAGUUUUUGUAGCAGUUUCAAUCGUGCAAAUAUCAGAAAAAAACUCUUUUAGUAAUAAAUCAUUAUACUCUACCCUUCUUUUUUUUUUGAAAAAGACUAACAGUGAAAAUGGUUUAAUUUAAUGGUAAAUCAAUUUACAAUAAACUGUUAGAGACCCAUUUAUAUAUGAAAUGGUUCUCUAAUUUAGAUCUCCUAAAGCUGCAUGCACUGUUAACAAUUUAUUGUAGAAUCUAGAGUAACUUACUGUAAAUCAGUUACAGCAAAAAUAAUUUAUUUACAGCUCUAUUUAUCUUGCUGUAUAUGUAUUUACAGAAUAUGUCGAUCCAGUGUUAGGGGUAAUGCAUUAUAAGAAACAUUAAUGCAUUGCUUAAAAAUAUAAGUAAUAAUAUAGGAGUUACUUUUUUAAAAAUGUUAAAAUUUACUGUUUAGUUUAAUUGAUUAGCUUUUAAAAAAUAAAUUGCUGAAUUAAAAUUAAUGUACUGUGGUCAUGUUGAACCACACACUCAUUAAGAGAAUUAGUUUAUUAUUUUUAACGCAUCAAAGAAAAGAUAAAGGGGAUUGUCUCAAUGGACAGUGAUUUUGCAUAAAACAAAAAGUACAGAAAGUAGCAAACACAUUGCUAAACUAGGUGAAGGUGUAGUUUAUACAGUGUGUAUAUAAAUACAGAGCUCCUCUUAAAAAGUUCUGAAAGAAAUUAAGCCUCAGCAAAGGUAAUGAAAAGUAACACAAAAGUAUUGGAAUACAUAACCAUAAAAAGCAACUAAAACACGCAAAAAACGCAACUAGUUACUUUUUUUGGGACUAACUCAGUACUGUAAUGCAUUACUUUUCCAAAGUAACUUAGCUUAGUAACUCAAGUAACUUAAUUUUUCAAAAGUAAAAAACUCAUCUCGUCUCAUUUUCAUCCGCUUUUCCGGAGCCGGGUCGCGGGGGCAGCAGUCUUAGGAGAGAACCCCAGACUUCACUUUCCUCAGAAACUUUCUUCAGCUUCUCCGGGGAGAUCCUGAGGCAUUUCCAGGCCAGCCGAGAAGCAUAGUCCCUCCAGCGUGUCCUGGGUUUUCUCUGAGGCCUCCUUCCAGUGGGACAUGCCUAGAACACCUCCCUAGGUAGGGGUCCAGGAGGCAUCCAAAACAGAUGCCCCAACCACCUCAGCUGACUUCUCUUGAUGUGGAGAAGCAGCGGCUCUACUCCAAGCUUCCCCUCUCCUAUAAGGUACCCCUGCCAUGUUGCAAAAGAAACUCAUUUCGGCCGCUUGUAUCCGAGACCCAAAGCUCAUGACCAUAGGUGAGAGUAGGAACUUAAUUUAUCGGUAAAUCGUGAACUUUGCCUUUCAGCUCAGCUCCUUCUUUACCACAAUGGAGCGGUACAUCGACCUCAUUACUGCUGCACCAAUCCGCCUGUCAAUCUCACGUUCCAUCUUUCCCUCACUUGUGAACAAAACCCCAAGAUAUUUGAACUCCUCCACCUGGGGUAAGAAAGGACUUUCCAUCAAUCUGAAGAUGGCAAACCACAUUUUUCUGGCGGAGCACCAUGGCUUCGGACUUGGAGGCGCUGAUUCUCAUCCGCGCCAGUGCAUGCUGAAGGUCCAUGUUCGAUGAAGCCAAAAGAACAACAUUAUCUGUGAAUAACAGAAAUGAGAUCCUGUGGUCCCCGAACCACAGAAUUGGGGACUCCCUGCCGGAGUCUAACAUGCACUAUAAACGAGUCUAACUUAUUGCCGGCAAUGCGAACGAAAUUCCUAUUCUGUUCAUACAGGGAAGAGACAACCCUUAACAGAACGCCUUUGACCUCAUACUCAGAGCACCCUCCACAGAAUGCCACGAGGGACAAGGUCAAAUGCCUUCUCCAAGUUUUUUUUUUUUUUCAAUUCACUUUUAUAUCUAAAGCGCUUUUACAAUGUAGAUUGUGUCAAAGCAGCUUCACAUAAAAGAUCAUAGGAAAUUGGAACAGUGUAGUUCAGCUUUUUUAGUGAUUAAGUUCAGUUCAGUUCAGUGUAGUUUAAUAACCACUACUGAGGGUUAUGCACUGGAGAGCAAAUCCAUCGAUGCAUAGCUCUACAGAUCCCAAACCUUGCAAGCUAGUGGCGACAGCAGAGAGGGGGAAAAAAACUUCACAAAUUGGCGAAAGUGAAGUCCACAAAACACAAGUGGACUGGCUGGUCAUACUCCCAUGAUUCCUCGAGGAUCCUGGGGAGGGUAAAGAGCUGGUCCAGUGUACCACGGCCUGGACGAAAACCCGCAUUGUUCCUCCUGGGUCCCAGGUUCAACCUUCGGCCGGAUCCUUCUCUCCAAUACCUUGCCAUUUCCCAGGGAGGCUAAGGAGUGUGAUCCCUAGUUAGAGCACACCCACCGGCCCCCCUUCUUAAAAAUAGGAACCACCACCCCAGUUGCCCAGUCCAGCGGUACUGUUGCCGACUUCCAUGCGAUACUGUAGAUACGUGUAAGCCAAGACAGCCCCAUAAUACCCAGAGACCUAAGAUACACAGGGUGAAUCCCAUCCACUCCUACUGCUUUGUCACUGCGUAGCUUGCAAACUACCUCAGUGACCUCAGCAUGGGUGAUGGGUGAGUCCACCCCUGCAUCUCCAGUCUCUGCUUCCUCAAUGAAAGACAUAUUAGUGGGAUUGAGGAGAUUCUCAAAGUAUUCCUUUCACCAUCCGACAGCAUCCUCAGUCGAGGUUAACAGCUCCCCACUUCCACCGUUUUCACAAUGCAGCUUUAAAAUACAGUAACAUACUGCAUACCUGCCCUACAGUAAAAUACAGCUCAUAUUACAGUUCAUUUACAAACAUCGUUAAUAUUGUAUAUUUGAUCUAUAACUGCACUUUUAUUCAUGUGAAAACACUAUUUUAGUCGAUGAAUCAAAUAAAUGCCAAUUAGCUGCUCAAUAAAUAUUUCGGGACGUGAUCAAACACUCAACAAAAUAUUUUCGCCGUUUGUUCAAACUACUAAUUUAAAUUGAGCUAAAUCAACAAUCCUUGAGUAGUUUUAAGAAACCUAAUUGGUUUAUCUUCAAUCCACUUAAAUUUGUGAAAAUGAUUCAUUUGUGUUGGGAGAACAUGAAGGAAUUGUGUGGAAGCCAACAUUUUUUACAGUGAAGAUCAAUGACGUACAUUUGUUAUACGUAAUUGUUAUAUGUAAUAUGUCUAUAAUAAUGUUUUAAUAAUAAUUUAAUUAAAAAUGAACUAAAUGAUUACAUUAUUUAAAAAAAAAACAAAUAAAGAGAAAUGGGUAAAGUGAAUGUAUUUUGCGCACUAAAAUAAAUAAAUAAAAAUACUUCUCAAACAUUAGAAUUAUACAGAACCCAAAAGACACUUAAAAUGAAAAUAACUUUAUUUUUCUGACACUUUAGAUAAAUUCUACUCAUCCAAAAUGAAGCCACAGAGCAUAAUGACCAGUUGUUUGUGUUGUAAAUGUUAAUAAAUCUACUUUGUGAAAGCA